UGUUUGCUACCGGACAUUUGAUGGGAAACACAGCUGCUGUCCGCGGGGUUCGGUCGGUGGAGGUUGUGCGGCUGGGACAGUUGAACCUGAAUCUGAAGCAUUUUGGUGGAAGAGACGGAGGAGCGGAGAAACAGCUGAUCUCCGGUCAGGUACACGCGCGCACGCAUGUUUACAGGAUGGAGCUCUCAUCUCUCCUUCACGACCUUAAUUUCUCCUCCUCCCCCUCAGAGAAGCCCCUCCCCUCUGCUCCUCUCCCUCCAAUCACAGAGCUCUUGUCUCAGCUUCAGGAAAAGCUGAUUGGUUUGACUGAUGAACCCUCUGAGAGAAGUUCCCUGAUUGGUCAAGUGGAGCAGCUUUUCCAGACUGCACCUCCCGACUGGUUGUUAUCUCCAGGCUCAGAUGAUCUGGAUACUGGGUGGGCGGAGCUUAAAGCAGCAUACAACUCUCUGAUCAGCACUCUGAUUGGCUGCGCAGCUCUCCCAGUCUGUGAGGAUGAUUGCAGCUCUCUCAGUGCAGCGGCCAAUCUGAAUGUCCCCAGCCGAGCCACAGCUGUAAGCGCCGCCCUCACGGCGCUGCUGGGAAACUGGGAGGGAGGAGAUGUGACUGGGCUGCUGCUCACUGUGGCUCCGCCCAUCUGCGUGUUUGCUGUCACACAUUUCCAGGAUCAGGUCUGGACCUCCCCCUCCUCCAGAGCGGCAGCACGAUGCCUGCAAGACGUACUGCUGAAGGCAGGUGGCUGGAGAGACUCCUCCUACCUCCUGAUGGGGGACAGAGAGGAGCAGAAGAGAGGGAUUCUGGAGGGAAUUCUGGAUGUACUGCAGCCUCAGUUGACCAAGGACUCGUGGCAGCGUUGUGAGGCGGUGAAGCUGGUGUUUGCUUGGACUCUCCUUCAGGUGACCCGACCCAUUCUGUCCCCCCACCUCCCCCGUCUCCUGCCCCCCUCCCUCCUCCUCAGCGACCACUACAGACCAGAGAACUGCAUGUUGGGAGUUCGCUGUCUGCACCACAUCCUACUCAACACGCCUGCUGCAGAUCUCCGUCAGUUCAACAGAGCUGAGGUUCUCUACCAGGCCCUGAUCAAACACCUUUACACAAAUGAGGCUGUUGUCAUACAGCCCGUCUUGUCCUGUCUGCUCGACCUGCUGCUGGUUUUGGAGAAGCCCCCCUCCUCACUCAGCCCCUCCUCCUCCCGGAGGAAGGCUGGUCGCCAUGACAACGUGCUGCAUCUGGUACUGACCCACAUGGAGGCGGAGCACAAGGUGGCUUUGCGACGCGUCUACGCCUCGGCUCUGCCUGCCUUCAUUGACAGAAUGGGCGUGGCUGUGUGCAGACACCUGCGGCGGGUGGAGCGGGUGGUUCUGGGAUACCUGGAGGUCGGAGAUCCACCUGAGGAGACAAGUCGGCUGAAGAUCCUGGAGGUGCUGCAGAAGACAACCAAAGCAGCGUGGCCACGGAUGCAGCGGCGUGUCAACGUGCUGCUGCGUCGUUUGCUGCGGCUGCUGGUCGACGUUUCCGCCAACGCGCAGCUUGACGACUCGGUCCGACGUCAGCUGAUGGAUCAAAGCGCCGUCUGCAUCCAGCUGCUGGAUGCCUGCUCACAUGGCCGCGUACAGCUUCUCCUCCAGCAGGUUGACAGCAGCUGCUGCAGCUCAGAGGUGCUCAGUUGCUUAGCAACGGUGAAGACUGGGAGGUGAUGCAGCCCACCUGGAGGCGGGGCUGUGGGAGGAGAGGGCUGCGACGUCCUGACGGAGGGAGGCAGGCCGGAGGUGAACAUGGAAACCUUCUACGAGUCAGCGUGCUGGACGGUGAUGACAUCACAUGAAGCGCAGGACGACGACCCCGCCACGUAGACGCAGAACCAAAGCUGGUCUGAGCUGACGAUGUUUAUAAACCUGACAGGAGUGAUUGCGUAGCUUCAUUCAUCCUUCAUGUGCAGAAACUACAGGUUUUCCAGCAGAUGCAGGAGGGAGCGUCAGGUUUUAUAGAAACCCUGCAGGUUUUUGUGUGUUUAAUUAUUAACAUAAAUGUUCAGAUUAAGUGAAUAAAGAUCCAGAUUGAACAAACUGAAUGAGCGACUGACGGAGCUGCUGUUGGUCCGGACGGCGCUGCCUGUCUGAGGUUAAGAUCCUCUAAGCCAACACCCACCGCCUGGCACACAGAGGACCAAUCAGACACGAGAAUUCAACCUUCUUAUUGAACUGAUCAUUUCUCAUAGAGAACUAACCUGACAGUCGUGUAGGGUAGGUUGAAACUCAUCUACCUGGCAGAUCUCAGGUGUUCAGGUAGAAGUUCCUCAGUGGUGGAUCUGGAUCUUCACUGUAGUGUGAUGUACAGCUCUGCAUCUGCACCUCUUCAACUCUCAGUGAUCUAGAGAGCUGGUUAUUCUUUUAGUGUCAUCAGCUUUAAAGUUGAAUCUGGAUGUUUUAUUUUAAAACUUGAUCUAUAUUAAAACGAUGUGUUGUAUAA
Messenger RNA from Melanotaenia boesemani (Boeseman's rainbowfish), 2466 nucleotides. RefSeq names its product TELO2 interacting protein 2 (gene tti2). Lineage: Eukaryota; Metazoa; Chordata; Actinopteri; Atheriniformes; Melanotaeniidae. The transcript is spliced from 10 exons. Bases 21 to 1694 code for a protein of 557 amino acids. Gene Ontology annotation, cellular component: cytosol; centrosome; nucleoplasm. The record is from RefSeq and is a predicted model, not a curated record.